CGCGGAAAUCGCAAACCCAAGAUAAAAACGUCCAGAUCGCUACAUUUUGCUUGGACUGGUAGAGACUGCAAACCACUAGGUGCAUAUAUAAGCACGACGAGCCAUAUUCAUACCUUUUAUGACGUAAUCAUGUCCAGCCAUACAAAACGAUACUCACCACUCCCAAAUCCAACCUCAAACCCACUCCCCCGACGCCGAACACCACGCCUACGAACCAUUCUCAUUCUUCUCGUCCUAGUGCUCUUGGUCGUCUACCACAACUCCGCCUCCAUCAUGUCCACCAUCCCCACGCACCGCCCAAGCGCCGAGGCCAACCUCCAGGAAGUCGCUGACUUGAUGGACGAGAUCUACUCCACGCUCGCCAAAAUGCGCUACAUGCCCGCCUCCGCCAUCAAGCGCGCCCCGCACACCAACCCGGGCAUCAACCUCACCCUCGCCGCCGAGUGCUCGCUAGACCCGCUCGUCAUCCGCCUCCACCAGCUGCUGCCGUACGUGGACAAGACGGAGGUCGAGAGCCCAGACUUCAUCCACGGCGGCGAAUUCGCCGACUUCCGGGCCGAAGACGACGUGCGGCAGAGCCGGGACCCACUGUACUCGGGGUGGGAGAGCAACGGCGGGAAGGGCGACUGGGACGGCGAGGACGGCGAGUACAUCCGCCCGUGGGUGACGCCGCUGAGCAUGAUGGGGAACCACCAGAGCGUGCUCAUCUACGAUGCGCGCAAGCAUCGCAUCUGGAUCAUCGACCAGGAGUCCGGCUGGAGUACGGACCGGGCGCUCAGGGGUGUGGAGGCCGGGGAGCCGGUGUCGGCGAAUCGGAUGAACUACGACCAUGUGCCCAGUCGGCCUGCGGGGGACGUCUUGAGGGAUGUGGUCGCGCGUUAUAUGAGCCUGGAGGAGAUCCCUGGGGGCGGGGAGCAUAGUCCCGGGUUCUGGGAGGAGGCGUUGAGGGCGCUUUAUAGGAAGUGUGGAUGGCCUGGGAGUUUUGAUAGUGAUGCUUUUGAGGUUGAGAGGGUGAGGAUGGAUGCGAGGGAUCGGUGCAAAUAUUUUUUCGAGGAGCCUCUAAGGGAGGUGGAGACGCUAAAGAGCUGGGGUAAAUAUGCCGAUCGGCGGGCUGAGCGCCUACGCCAUGACCUCGGUUUGGCAGAGACGGAUGAUCAGCGGUAUUCUAUUGAGUUCGCGCUUCGGAAAGAGGAGUAUAAAGAUCAAAGACGGGUCCGGGAUCUUCUGAAGGCAGAGGAGAAGGCGGAGAGGCUCUGUCCUGGCGGUGUAUGUUUGCCGGAUGAGGAUCUACCGCUCUGGGAGUUGCGAGAGCUGGAAUCGGUGUUGGAGUCGCAGCACAGCAGCAUAAGUGGGACCCGUAAUUGGAUUGCGUCAAAGGACACGACGGCGGAGCAGAAAGAGGACUUCAGGAAGUCCCUCAAGAUCCAGGAAGCGAAACUGAUCUUCGACGAAACAGCCGUCCGGAGCUCCAGGAACGAAGUCGACCGGCUGUGUGCUGAACGAGGCUGUAGGCCGUUACCGAGGCAUGGUGAACGGGAGCGGGAGCAGGAGAGGGUUGCUAGGUCGAAGGAGAUUCUAGUGCAGGAGAAGGAGCACCUUGCCUUAAUCAAGCAGUGGAUGCGUGAGCUGCGGUCGAAUGCUGUUACUACGAAGAACGAGAUGGAAGAGGAAUUGGAAAUGGUAAAGAAGGGCAUAAAAUCGUUAGAGGCGAGUAUAUUACAGUCUGAGAAGUACUAUGCAGAUAAGGGGGAUCCAUUGUAGAUAUUAGAAUGCACCUUAUAGUCUAGAAGCCGUUACAUACAACACGUUAAUUCUUAACGACC
This is a messenger RNA of Mytilinidion resinicola, 1823 nucleotides long. RefSeq lists its product as uncharacterized. The transcript has a single exon. The coding region runs from base 274 to 1761 and encodes 495 amino acids. Lineage: Eukaryota; Fungi; Ascomycota; Dothideomycetes; Mytilinidiales; Mytilinidiaceae. The record is from RefSeq and is a predicted model, not a curated record.